Hevea brasiliensis (rubber tree) is the source of this 598-nucleotide messenger RNA. RefSeq lists its product as uncharacterized. Bases 160 to 390 code for a protein of 76 amino acids. The record is from RefSeq and is a predicted model, not a curated record. The transcript has a single exon. NCBI's taxonomy places the organism in Eukaryota, Viridiplantae, Streptophyta, Magnoliopsida, Malpighiales, Euphorbiaceae.
AUAUAUAUAUAUAUAUACACAUACAUACUUACCAAUUCGUUUAGGACUUCUUACAGGCAGUUGUGCUGAGCCUAAAGUGUGAUCUCUUUCUGACCCCAACAACCUGCCCUUAAAGAACAAGGGUGUGAGUUUCGUUUGAGGAUUAAUUUUCGAUACCAAAUGGAGGAGGAGCACGUCAAGAACAGCAACACACAUCGUGGAGAUGGAGAUGCCGAUGUCGGUGGUGUUCCAAUUCACAGCCAAGUCAUAAAGAUCAAGCAAGAAUUCGAUAAGAUCAAGCAUCCGUCGCUGAAGCAGACAGAGAUGAGACGAGUUAUAUGCAAGAUCACCAGGGAUCGCUCGCGUUCGCCUCUGGGUUUAGCCGAGAGACCCAUCUCUGUGGGCAACUAAAGGAAGGUUUGCCCAGGAUAAUAUAUGAAUAUCAUUUCUGCAUAGCAGCAGAUGCUUAUUAAGUUUAGAGAUCUUUUUCUUUGCUGUUAUUUCUAGGGAUAUAUUUACCACUUUACCCUUUUUGUUUUGGCUUUUAGUUUAUUCCCUGCCUCCAGUUGCUCUGUUUUUGGGAUUUACUGAACUUGUAUACAUCUCUCUUCUUCUUCUU